UGCAUUCAAAACGGAAACAUACGAACAGGAAGAGAGUUAAACAUUCUGACUAACUGUCAAAACGAUAGAACACAAUAACUCAUGUUACAAAAUACACGUCUACAAACAAUACUGAUAUUUUGGAUUUGUUCAGCGUUAAACAUGUGCCCCAACCAAUCGAUGAGGGUUCGUAUACUCCUUGGUCUUAUGCUGUAUGUGAAUCAUACCCUCUGUUCAGUCAGCACCCCUCCAUUGGGGACCUUUGUGACCUCAUGCCAUGAACGCAGUUUUUGGGUGUCCGUCAAUUCCAGCUUUCUGGGUCACAAGGCGCGCUUUGACAUUGAAGAUGGCACCGGCAUACACCUCCUAUCUAGUCAGCGAGCCGCCGAAUGUGGGUACACCAUUCUGUUCGAUCGCCAUGGAAACCUGGUGUUCCGUGCGUCAUACCUGGCCUGCUAUGUGGACAGUAAGGCGGACUCGGAGUUCUGGCUGCAGGUGUGGUUUGUGCACUGGCGAGCAGGUGGGCGUGUGAGGGCCUAUCCCCUCCGCCUGCACUGCCUCCUGCCCCAGCCCUGGAGCCCCCGUGAUGUCAUCUGCGAGGAGAACUACAUGGAGGUUUCUGUCAAGCCUCAGAUCCCAGCUCCUCACAGCCAUAGACAGAAGUGGAUGGACGCGCCACUCAUGUCAUCUGAGGGGAAAGAGCAGCUGAAACAGGAGGGCCUGGUGGUGUUCUACAGGCCAGGAGUGGUCAAGGAGCCACCCUUGGCGGUGAGGGAGGUCCUGUCGCUGGGAUACGUCAUUAAUGUCACAGAAACCCGUGUCCUGCUUCGCUGCGCUUACUCCUCUCCCCGGUCUCACACGCUCACGGACAAAGGAGUGUUGGUGGAGGCAGUCAGUGCUUUCAUUCAGAUCCAGACACAAGGGCUUGUGACAGUGAUGGAUGUCUCCAUGGCAUGCAUAAUUAGUGAUGCUGUGGUGGAAGGGGAACAACUCGUGUGGUUGUCUCCCCUAAUCCUCAGUCCACUGGUUCACGGGAUUUUCAAAGACAGCAGUGUGAGGCUUGGGGUUGGUAGACAAGCCCUGAGCGAGUGCAUAGUCCGUGACCGUGGCUACAAGAUCACGUCAAAUGAUGGAGUGCUGCAGGUCAGGAUCCCAUUUGGUGCAGAGGGAACAUUCACUCAGAGUGUUGGAGUAAAUAGACAGCUCUCCAAGGUCGUUUCUCUUGACCUUUUCCUCAUGCACGAGUGGCAGGAUGACCUUUGGCCUCUGACCCAACACCGCACGUUCAGAUCUCUGCACUCCCCCUACCUCCCCCACACACCAGUACUCAUCAACAACACUGUGUGUUCUGAGAAGACAUUCUCCGUCACGGUGGGGGUGUUCCCAAGGGAGAUGUCCCUGAAGUCCGUAUCCAUAGGAGGAGAAGCUGUGGCUUGGCCAGAGGCACGACAACAGGCUAUCCUUUUCUCCCAGAUCCACUUCAGGAAUGGGAGCUUCAUUUAUCAAUUAAGAGUACCUUUCUCGUAUCCAACUAUAUCCCAGAAGCGAAUAAGAGGAAGCUAUAGGAGGCUGAGCCUGGCUUUCACUCUAACCCUCAGUCUGAACGCUGAAGAGUUCGACUACAACGCCACCGUAGUCUGUGAUGAGAAAGAGGCAGACACGGGUCCAUGGCUGGAGGGGCGCUGCAAGGAGAGCAGCGUGCAGGUCCAGCUGCACUACGGCUCCAGAGAGCGGCCGUGGGAGCUGCGUCUGGGGGGCCGGCCGCUGGACUGGGAGCUGAUGGAGCUGGGGAACUACGAGGUGGAGCAGGAGGACGACUACCUCAUCGUGGGGCUCCCGCUCUCCGCACCUGGCGUGACCUAUGAGAGCGUGACACUGCAGGGUGUAGUUGCUAAGGUAGAGGCGAGCGUGGUUGAGCUGGACUCCGUCCAUGAGGAGCACACCCUAACACAGCGCUGCAGCUUACCUGUUCGAGAACUUCUGGCAUGUCUUCCUGAGGGGAGAAUGGUGGUUGUUGUAGAUACAUCUUGGACCCUUCCCCCUACGCCACCGAACAGGACCACCCUAAUGGAUCCAUCCUGUGGGCCCACGCAAACAGACAGCACCAGGGCUCUUUUCAACUUCGCCCUCGACUCAUGUGGUACCACUCAGAAUGUGGAUGGAGAGUACCUGGUAUAUGAGAACCACAUCAUUUACACUCAUGAUCUACAGCAAACAGAUGAGCCGGUCAUCCACAGACACUCCCCUUACAGGCUGACCAUUCAGUGCCGCUUUCCAGCCAAUCACACCAGCGUGGUCUCUCUCCAGCAUCCAACAGACGCCUCCACCUCCAUGCCACUGCCACCCAAAAACGGCCACCACAGAUCUAAGCGCAGGCUUCAGUGGCACUCUUUUGUUAGAGGCCUACAGGCUAGAUGUCUCUACACUGUGGUUCACACGAGGAAUGCAUAUUUUGCAAUAUUUAUAUUGCUAAACAAGUCUGGUGGGGAACAGAUCCCUCUGAAGGUGACUGCGAUGUGCAAAGAGACGAGUAUAUUGUUUUCCAUGGAACAUUCGGCAAUGGACGUUCAGUGGGAAAUUGGCAACCUUGCUCUGACGCAGCUACUGGCCAUGAUUCGCGGCUACAUCAUUCAAAACAACACGCGGGACAUGACCCUGGAAGUCCCAUUAUUUUCUGUUGGUUACAGAUACGAGGACAUCAACCUCGAGCACUUCUAUGGGAGUUUUGAAGUGAUCUUCAGAGACACAGACACUUGGAACGUGACAGAGACUAAAGUUCAGCGAUGCCUCUUCAAAACCCGUGAGCUCAUAGUGUGUGACCCUAAGGGAGUGGUCAGUGUAGUGACCACCACAGCCAUGGUUUUACCACCGCUGGACCCAAACAGAACAUCCCUCCUGGAUAGCAGGUGCCGUCCAGUGGAGACAGACAACAGUCGGAUGCUCUUCGUCUUCACAGUGGACACCUGUGGGACUAGGAGUUGGAUGGAUGCAAACUAUUUGACCUAUGAGAAUGAGAUUGUCUUGAUUCGAGACCUUUCCCCAGCCAAACCCAUUAUCACCAGAGACUCUAACUUCAGGUUGACUGUUCGUUGCUAUUACCGAAGUGCUGGCACCGCCAUUCUCUCUGUGGACAGCAUACCGCGCGAGGGCCCUCUGACUCCUGGAACAGGCUACCUCCUUAAGAUGAGACAAGACAAGACUCGAAAACGAAGCAGGUUUAAGGCUGUUGGCAGUGAUUUCCUUGGCAUUGUGAGGGCCAAGGCUGCAUUCCCUCAGGCACAGAGGCUCACAUGAAGACGCCCCAGAGCCAAAAGGUGAGGCGGAAACUGCAAGUUGUGCCAAUGAGGUGCGAGCUUGGGCAGGGGAUCAUAAGAGAAGUAUCUCCUACAACAUCUCACCGAUAUCGUUUGUCGGUGUUUUACUUUCCAGACUGUGCUUCUGUAUAUGUGCCAGUUCUUCCGGUGGUAUUUGCUGUUCUGGGCACAUCAUUUGUUGCAAUUAUUAUUUUUUUCUUCUUGAAAUAAACUAAUUCACA
Molecule: messenger RNA, 3514 nt
Organism: Sardina pilchardus (European sardine)
Lineage: Eukaryota; Metazoa; Chordata; Actinopteri; Clupeiformes; Clupeidae
Gene: zpax4
Product: zona pellucida protein AX 4
Exons: 25
Coding region: 82-3273 (1063 amino acids)
Source: RefSeq, a predicted model, not a curated record